Polychytrium aggregatum is the source of this 2385-nucleotide messenger RNA. RefSeq lists its product as uncharacterized. The record is from RefSeq and is a predicted model, not a curated record. Lineage: Eukaryota; Fungi; Chytridiomycota; Chytridiomycetes; Polychytriales. The transcript has 3 exons. The coding region runs from base 1 to 2385 and encodes 794 amino acids.
AUGGGGCUGGGCGCUGGGUGUUCGUGGCUGGCUGGCUGGCUGGAUUCACUUUGGGGUCCUGCGAGGCCGAGAGCGCGUCUCGGCACGCGAGAGCCGCGCGAGACCCUUCUCGCCGUCGGCGCUGUCGCCUCGUCUCCAAGCCCAAACUCCACGCGUAUCUCGGCGCCGUUCAUGGAUUCAGAGCGGAGCACCCUCCCGGACCACAUGGUCUUUGUUCGCACCGAUACCUACCCCAUCAUCGAGCGCUACAACACCUACUCGUCUCGGUCCACGCUGCAGCACCGCGAAACCCCUCCCUCGGCCAGUCAAGUGAUCUCGGCUCCUAUCGGCCACCCCGCCUUCAUGCACUCCCAUAUCCCUUCCCACGAUAUCGCGGCUAUGCCCUGGCCCAUGAUCUCUGCCGACUCGUCCCAGGCCCUCUCCAGUCCAGCGCCCACGUAUGCUCUCUACCCUCCUGCACACGGACCACAUGGCCCCGCACAUGGCCCCGGUUUCGCACCAGUCUACACCGACGAAAUCAGCCCCCUCAGUCCGAUCGCCUCACAGUCUCCCACGAGCGCCGCCCUGCCAAGUGACGCUGAGGUCAGCGGCAUGCAGCCUGCCCAGCGACCGCUCUUCUCCCUGUGGCCUCUGCGUAUCCUGGCAAGUCGCCUCUGCUUUCCUACGGUCGAUCACAUCCACGAUGGGCUCACUUGGCCGUCCAUGUUCCCCUUCCGGAUCGCCGACCCUGCUGCCCCUCCUCCGGGCUCGUCCUCCACAAUCGCACUCUCGUCCCCACGGCCCCUCGUUCUGCAGCGCCUCAAGGACAGCCCCUUCAUCACCGUCCUGAUGGCUUCGUACGUGGGUCUGCGCUGUGGCAUGAUCCUGAGAAGCGACGCCCUCUUCCAGUUCAACACUCUGCUCCAGUUCAUCAUGGUGAUGGUACCCUCGUACAUCGUCUUCACUGUCGCCGUCUACGAACACGAUCUGCUCUACGCCGAGGACUGCUAUGGAUACAUAAUUUUCAACAUCCUGCGGAUCAUGCUCGCCUUUGGUCUCGCCCAAACCGCCCCAGCCUUCAGCAACACCGUCGACUCGAGCUGGAAGGUCUAUCUGAUCUUUGUGGUGCUCCUCAAGGGGCUUGUGGUGAUCUCAUUUAUAUUCACCAUGCUUCGGUACAGGUCCCACAGCCGCCCGCUCCUCGUCCGGGGUCUGUCGGUGCUCCUUCCUGUCGUGGGCUGGAUCACAUGUCUCUUCUUUGACCAGCCAAGCCAGUACUGGGUCAGAGAGAUUCUGUGGCUUGUCACCUGCGGCUUUGAGAUUGUCCUCAACAUGGCACACAGCUGCUUCUCGAGCCCAACUGACUCUGUGUCCACCGCAAAGCUGGUUGAUCCGCCCGUCGGCAUAGAGUCGCUUCCGCCCUCCGAGGCUCUCGAUGUCCCCGGUGCUGCUCAACCGCCGCCAACAUCAAACCCGCGAUCCCGAUAUCUCAUCCUGGACUGGAAUCACAUCAACCACUCUGUCAAGCUCACCACGCAGAUCAUUCUGUUGCUCGGCAUCGUUGGGCUCUUCCCGAUCAACUCUGACCUGACGUGGGAGCAGAUCGGAUCCUCUCUGCCGUCCUUCAACCUGACUCAGUACCUUUACUCGUGUUCUGGGGUACUGAUCUUGAUCUGUCUCGAGCGGCUUGUUCACAAUGGCCCAAACCACAACCUCAUACUUCAGUGGACGCCGAACCCUUUGGGCUCGUUCCUUCGCGACGAUAUGGGUCGGACCCUCACCAUGGACCCUGGUUCAGCGCAGUUUCCGCUGGGCCUGGUCGACUCGCAAGCAGUCGAGCAGCACCAUCUCCGCAUCAAUCGCUGUCACGCCUUGCUCUAUUGGGUCUAUUUGCCGCACCAAGGGGCGUUGAUCUGCCUCGUCUGCUAUCUGCAAAUAUGUGUCCAGUUCAUGAACAAUGCUGCAUUCCCACCGCCGAUCAAGCCCAGUGGCUCUCCUGGCUCUAUUACCCUCGACGGCGGCGCAUCAGCCCUGCCGUCGCCAACAACCUCGCCGUCAUCGAGCCUACAAACACCAUCCUCUGCAACGACUAGCUCGCCACAGUCACUCCUCAUCAGCAGCUUCAUCGUCUUUGCAAUCGCCACGGCCCUCAUCAACAUCUUGCACCACCAUAUCAUCCACCACUCCCACCACCGACACGCCCCAAGUGAGCAGAAGCAACUCCGCUGGUGGGUCGGCAUCAAGAGCGUCAUGUCCAUCGCCGCGGCAUUUGCGAUGUUGCUCGUUGAAAUCUUUGGUGGCACAAGCUUGCAGACCACAGUGGUAUCGCUGAUGGUGGUGAUGCUGGUGUACAUGGUCGGAGAGGAGGGAAUGAGGAUGAUCAUGUUUGGCAGUCGCGACAUUUGA